UUACCUCAAAUAAACAGUGUAUUUCUGCUGUUGUGUUUCUUUAACCAUCUGUCUGACUUUGUCGUUCACACAGGAGAGAGACGUGGCUAUCGUGGAUCCUCUGGGGAGCCUCAACAACAUGAUGCUGACGAGGCAGAAAGGUCUCUCUCCAGAUCAGAACACCUUAAGAAAAACCAUCUGAGACCCACUGGGAAGAAAUCUCACUGCUGCUCUGACUGUGGGAAACGUUGCAAAUCUUCAUCAGAACUUAAAAUACACAAGCGAGUACACACAGGAGAGAAACCUCACCACUGUUUUGAGUGUGGGAAGAGUUACUCAUGGUCAGACUCACUUAAAGUACACUUGAGAAUUCACACUGGAGAGAAACCUUAUGGCUGUGCUCAAUGUGGGAAGAGUUUUACUCAGUCUAGCUGCCUGAAAUCACACCAGAGAAUACACACAGGAGAGAAACCUUAUAGCUGUGAUCAAUGUGGGAAGAGUUUUACUCAUUCAAGCUGCCUAAUAGUACAUCUGAGAGGGCACACAGGAGAGAAACCUUACCACUGCCCUGACUGCAGAAAGAGUUUUGUUAGUUCAACAGAUUUAAAAUCACACCAGAAAAUACACACAGUAGAGAAACCUUGUAAAUGUACUCAAUGUGGGAAGAGUUUUACUCACUCAAGCUGGCUGAUAGUACAUCUGAGAGCGCACACAGGAGUGAAACCUUAUAGCUGUGAUCAAUGUGGGAAGAGUUUUGUUACAUCUAGCCAUCUGACAAUACACAAGAGAGCACACACAGGAGAGAAUCCUUAUAGCUGUGAUCAAUGUGGGAAGAGUUUUACUCAGUCAAGCAGCCUGGUAUCACACCAGAGAACACACACAGGAGAGAAACCAUAUAGCUGUAAUCAAUGUGGAAAGAGUUUUACUCAGUCAAGCAGCCUGGUAUCACACCAGAGAAGACACACAGGAGAGAAAUAUAGCUGUGAUCAAUGUGACAAGAGAUACUCUGAUAAAAGAUCUCUGAUCAAACAU
Messenger RNA from Coregonus clupeaformis (lake whitefish), 1011 nucleotides. Its product is annotated as zinc finger protein 239-like. NCBI's taxonomy places the organism in Eukaryota, Metazoa, Chordata, Actinopteri, Salmoniformes, Salmonidae. The transcript has a single exon. Gene Ontology annotation, cellular component: nucleus. The record is from RefSeq and is a predicted model, not a curated record. The annotation marks the transcript as partial.